AUGAACGCCUGGUCCGGAUCGAUCGCCUUAAAUCCCGACCUCCAGCUGGAAGGGAUUCGCUUGGUCGACCCGACCUCUCACUGGCAAUCCGACAUCUCCAAGGAGGCCAAACUGAGUCUUCAGAGCUUCGUGAAUCCCGUCCUUAUCCCACUUCACGCGCGAAUAGGCCCCAACCUCGAGCUUCACACGUCCAACGCGGAAUCAUCACGAUGGCUCCAGAGCAAACUGACCAGCGCGAUCUGGUUGAACGAUGACGAAUUGGACCUCCACCGGUCCCUCCAAUGCCCUGUCGGCCUGCUGGUCAGCGUCGAGGGCACCGUAACCAAGAAAACUUCCGGCGCGGUCACUUCAGACCUCUUGAUCUACGGCGUGUUGUCUGGCGCAUCCACUUGUGCGCGUCCACCUACCCCGCCGCACUCAUCACCAUCCGAGGUGGACGCCCCUACACCUUCAAUCAGCCCGCACGAGCUGAGGGUCUAUGCGGCUCCGCUAUCUACAUCGCUUCUCACGCAGGUGGAAGCCUUCCCAUCUCCACCACCCAGUACCGAUGAGGAACAACAUCAACAUGCCCGUUGCGCGGAGUUUCUGCCCGAUAUCAGCUCGCCCAGCCCGAAACGCAAGCGGGUCGCCAGUCUAUUCGAGGUUGCGGCACAACACCAUCGUCGAGUACGGCAGAAGGGCGGCGAGGGAGUCUCCCAGCUGAUGGCACACGCGCGCCCGCUUUCCUCGUCAUCACAGAACCUGCAGUCCCUCCGCAUAAAGCGCGAGCCAGAUGAAAACGGACCACCCUUGGACCGCAUCGCCGCCCAUAGAUCCCGAUCCAUGUCUAUCGGGGCGGGACUGCAUCGUCCAGGUAGUGUUCGAGGCGCACGAGCAACACCCGGAGUCAACGCAGAUCCACAGAAACGCGCAUCAACCCCGAAUCCUUUCCUCGAACACAAUGCCCGCCGCGGCUCGCAACAAAUACAAUUGCAAUCCUCGUCGUUAUCUGCGGAAGAGAAGCCCUUGCUCUCCUCCCCCGGCUCGCCGCCAAAGGACCCAGAGACUAUCAUCGCCGAGAACAAAAACCUCAUCACCCGCACCAUAUUGACUUGCAUGCGGCUCUACGGCUUUCAUCGUGCGUCCAUGCGAGCUGCCUCGACCAAACCAGCUUUGGGCGUAGCAGAUCCCGAACUGGACGCUCCGGCGGAGAGCAUGCGCGCCGAAACUCCCGCUCCAGCCGUCUCGGCAGAUGACGAUGAGUUCAAGGCUAUGUAUCAUGCCACAUAUAAAGCGGCUGCUUUUGCACUGCGCAAGUUCUUGAAGGAACCGCUGUCUGCUGUUCCAGGGUCUGCGCCUGCGGUUUUGCAUAAGGAGAAGGCUAUGACUUGUAUCGAUGAGUUGCUCCGGUUGUUCUGUGAGGAGCAUUAA
This is a messenger RNA of Penicillium lagena, 1410 nucleotides long. RefSeq lists its product as uncharacterized. The transcript has 2 exons. Bases 1 to 1410 code for a protein of 469 amino acids. Lineage: Eukaryota; Fungi; Ascomycota; Eurotiomycetes; Eurotiales; Aspergillaceae. The record is from RefSeq and is a predicted model, not a curated record.